This is a messenger RNA of Abrus precatorius (Indian licorice), 1712 nucleotides long. Its product is annotated as methylsterol monooxygenase 1-1-like. Gene Ontology annotation, biological process: sterol biosynthetic process. The transcript has 5 exons. The record is from RefSeq and is a predicted model, not a curated record. Lineage: Eukaryota; Viridiplantae; Streptophyta; Magnoliopsida; Fabales; Fabaceae. Bases 155 to 1063 code for a protein of 302 amino acids. Gene Ontology annotation, molecular function: C-4 methylsterol oxidase activity; iron ion binding.
CAGACAAACAUCCAGCGCAGCAUCCACCACGUCCCCUAAUCAAAUCUCUCUCUCUCUCUCUCAUCUCUCUCGUUCCCUUUUCUUUCCUUAUCCCACACUCAUACACCAUCCCAAUCACUCCUCCGCCGCCGGCACAUCUAGGGUUCCGGUGACGAUGAUUCCCUACCAUUCUCUCCACGAAGCAGAGGCCGCUCUUGGCCGCAAUCUCACCUCCGCCGAGAAUUUCUGGUUCAACUACUCCGCCGCCAAAUCCGAUUACUUCCUCUACUGUCACAACAUUCUGUUCCUCUUCCUCAUCUUCUCCCUCGUCCCUGUCCCUCUCGUCGUCCUCGAACUCAAACGCCUCUCCUUCGUCGACUCCUACAAGAUCCAGCCCAAGGUUCACUUAUCCCUUCACGAAAUAACCAAAUGCUACAAAGACGUCAUGCGCAUGUUCUUCCUCGUCGUUGGUCCCCUCCAGCUCGUCUCUUAUCCGUCCAUCAAGAUGAUUGGGAUCAGGGCGGGGUUGCCUUUGCCGUCGGGCUGGGAGAUCCUGGCGCAAUUGACGGUGUACUUUUUGGUGGAGGAUUAUACCAAUUACUGGAUCCAUAGGUUCCUCCAUAACAAAUGGGGUUACGAUAACAUUCAUCGCGUUCACCAUGAAUACUCUGCUCCUAUUGGAUUUGCUGCGCCCUAUGCACACUGGGCUGAGAUCUUGUUCCUCGGGAUUCCCUCUUUUCUCGGACCUGCUCUGGUUCCUGGCCACAUGAUUACCUUUUGGUUGUGGAUAGCAUUGCGCCAGAUUGAAGCCAUUGAUACGCACAGCGGGUAUGACUUUCCCUGGAGUUUCACUAAAUAUAUUCCAUUUUAUGGUGGUGCCGACUAUCAUGAUUACCAUCAUUAUGUUGGAAGACAAAGCCAAAGCAAUUUCGCUUCAGUUUUCACAUACUGUGAUUACAUCUAUGGAACUGACAAGGGUUAUAGGUAUCAGAAGAAAUUGAUUCAGAAGUUGAAGGAAGAUUUGACAAAUGGCAUUGAGCAGAACGGAGGAUUAUACAAGGCACAGGAUUAUAAAUCUGAUUGAGACUGAAGCAUCCUAGGUGGUAUCAGAAUGUGUUGCAUGUUGACUCUUUGGAACUACCUAAUUUCUUGUAGACAUAUCUGCUGGUGGUAAACUAUAUGUAUUUGCUUAGCUUCAGGGUGGAGGUUAGUGAGAAAGGGGCUUUACAAAUUGUGAUUGUGUUAGAGAGAGAGAGGGGGGGGGGGGGGGAAGGAAUUUCUUCAAUUGUCAUGUUUUGGAAUUCAGACAUUUGGUUUUAUAAUUAUAAUAUGUCAGAAUGUUCCCUCCCCUUUGUAAAUUCUGACAUUUGAAAUAGGUUUCCUCUGCCGGUAUGCAAUUCGAUAAUUAGAAUAAAAUUUGGAAGUUCGUUUUCAUAAACUUGUUACCGUUCAUACACAAGCAAAUGUCCUCAUACAGUCCAUAAACUUUUGUACAAGUCUUGAACGGUUGGCGGACGCUGCAACUGCUGUUGCGUCAGGCUUCAAUUCCGUGGAGUUUGGGAUAAUGUCUUGUGGCGGAAUUGAUUUGGGAUUGACACCGGUUAAAUUAUGCCAUGUCCACGUUACCAUCAAUUUAGUAUUAUGUUCAAAGUGAUUGCUUUUCUUUAAGACUACAUUCUCUUAAAAAAAGGAUCAGGAAGUCACGAACCUAAAAUUAUAAAACUUGAUGUUUG